UGGGCGGGGAGAAGCUGUCAGUGGUACGUGGUCCAGCUGUCUCACCCGACUAUUUCAGGCUUGUCAAAAGGCGCCGGCGUCACGUAACUGAGAGACACCGGCAGAAGGAAGUGGUUGCAUAGACUCUCUCUCUGCGCGUGCGCAAAGUGUUUAGUGACGUAAAGCUGAGCCAGGACUUGCUCUCUGCGCGUGCGUGAAGCUUAGCUAAGUGAAGCUGAGCCCGAACUUGUUAUUUGCGCGUGCGCGAAGUGCUUAGGGGUGUGAAGCUGAGCCAGGUGAGUGGGGACCCCAUGGCUGGAGACAGAAAUCUAGCAGCUGUCACGUAACCAGGUCCCUUGGGAAGAAAACAAGCACUCCUCCACACGCCUCCGAUUGUGCAAUGAUACGGCACUGACAGCAAGACAACAGAAUGGAGUCCAAGUUGUGCAGUAAGCCUGCCCAGUGGUCCAAGUCAGCCCUCAAUACACUACUAUUAGGAGGUGCCUUUGUUACUCUGGGAUCAAGUCGUAUCCUUCUGAUGAAAUACUCUGCCAAUGAAGAUAACAAGUAUGAUUACCUCCCUGCAACUGUGAAUGUGUGCUCAGAAUUAGUGAAGCUGGUGCUCUGUUUGAUAAUGGCACUCUGGGUAACCAGGAAAGGAGGAUAUUCUCAUAGUGGAUUUGGCUGCAACUCAUGGAGGCAAUUCUAUAGCUACAUUAAAUGGUCGAUACCUGCCUUCCUUUAUUUUUUGGAUAAUCUGAUUGUCUUUUAUGUGCUCUCCUACCUCCAGCCGGCCAUGGCUGUGCUGUUCUCAAAUUUUGUCAUUAUAACAACUGCCCUCCUGUUCAGAAUAAUCCUGAAACGGCAGCUCUCCUGGGUGCAGUGGGCCUCUUUGCUGAUUUUGUUCCUGUCAAUCAUAGCCCUUACUGCAGGGACUGGAAGCAACCACCAUAGCUUGGCUGUGCAUGGAUUUCACCAUGACAUUUUUUUCAGCCCAUCUAACCACUGUCUGCAGUACACCAAGCCAAAGAACGAGUGCCUAGGGAGAGAAAAUUGCAUCACACCAUGGCUGUUCCCCAGUUUCACGUGGAAUAUCACCACCACUGCCACGGGAGUCUUGAGACCACUUCAGCUUGGCCUUGGUCAUCUGCUCAUACUACUGCAGUGCUUUAUCUCUGCUCUAGCCAACAUCUACAAUGAAAAGAUACUGAAAGAAGGGGGCCAGUUCAGCGAAAAUAUCUUUGUACAGAACACUAAGCUAUAUCUCUUUGGAGCUGUGUUCAAUGGCCUGAUACUGGGCCUGCGCACUGAACAUCGAGGCCAAAUAGAGUUCUGUGGAUUUUUCUAUGGCCACAACACAUUCUCUGUUGCCCUUAUUUUUGUCACUGCUUUCCUGGGGCUCUCAGUGGCUUUCAUCUUGAAAUUCCGAGACAACAUGUUUCAUGUUCUGACGGCACAAGUUACAACUGUGAUCAUCACCACCGUGUCUGUCUUUGUUUUUGACUUCAAGCCUUCUAUGGAGUUCUUCUUAGAGGCUCCUGUGGUACUUUUGUCCAUAUUUAUCUACCAUUCUAGCAGUCCUCGAUGCACAGAAUAUACUCCACAGUGGGAGAGGAGCAAACCUGGAGGAGGUGCAUGGGAGCGCUCCAGUGGGGAUGGAGAAGAGCUUGAGAGGCUUACCAAACCAGACAGUGAUUGUGAUUCAGAAGAAGAGGCCUUAUAGUAUUCGGAUUCUUGAGUUUUGGACACUUCUCAUUACAAGAAAGGAGUUCUGCAGUUCCAGGGGGAGUUAAAGCCUUGUUCAUGAAACGGGAGGAAAGUUCUAUUAUCUUUUCAGAACUGUGGGAUUUUAAUUUGCCUUUUGAUCAAGCUGUCCAAGGAAAUACAUCUAUGUGAUCCUUCUGCAGCGGAUAGCAGUGGCUGAGGUGCAAAUGCAGAAGGGUUAGAAUUGGAGGCAUCUCUCUGAACCAUUAAGACUCCUGGUUGUUCCGUAUCAAUAAAGAGAGCCGUUAAUUCCAUGAAAGCUGAUCAAAGUACCUCUAUUCAAACCUGUUGUGAGAUUCUGGCUUGAUAGGCCAAAGAACAUUCCAGGAUAUUUCAGCGGAGCACAUUUAUAUGACAUCAAGCUAUAUUAGAGGUAACUGUACAUUGUGUCAAGAGUACUCCCCACAUCAAAUACUAUGUGGCAAAUUUGUGUUGCUGGGUGUAUAUGUUGUAAGGAGCCACAGCCAUGUCUGUGACGCAUGCUGUGUGUCAGAUGCGCAAUUAUGGUUUUAGGAGUACCUUAAAAUAUAGUGUGUUAAGCAGCCCUUGAUGAUGAAUGCCCUGCAAUAUAGUAGUAAAAAUCCAGUCCAAAUUUAAUCCAGUGAGUUGCUAGAAUUGAAAAAAAAACAUUUUAAUGCGCUGUUUCAUAUUAUGUAUCCUUGAGUAUAAGAGUUUUCAUUUGAAUUUCUAGUAUUUCUAGUACAAAUUCAAAAUCAUUUUGUUCCCUUCAAUCACAAAUUGAAAGUAUAUUUUUGUUGUGCAGUGGUGGUAUAAGGUGAAGUAACAACUUCCAAGAUGAGUGUAGCAGAUGAGCUGUAAGAUAACAGUAUAAGCAACAGAACUUGUGCCUUUUCUAUUGUGAUAAUAAUUUCAUUAUUUGUGUUUGUAUUAAGGUGUGCAUUGUUGUGUUCAGAAAUUUAUUAUUGAGAUUCGCUGUGCAGGGUGGUAUAAUUUUUUUUUUAACAUUUGACAGAAAUUUUACACCUUCCCACUUGAAUGCUGUUGUGUCAGAAAAUAGCCUGAGUAAGCAUAGAAUCAUGGAGUUGGAAGGGACACCAAGGGUCAUCCAGUCCAACCCCCUGCCAUGCAGCAGGGGCGCAGGGCGUGUGCAUCCCCCGAACGCAGUUUCCCCUCGCUCCGCCUCUGUCGAGGUAUACUACAUCCACAGCAUUCUCUUCAUCCACAAGCUUGUCACUCUAUCAAAAAAACAGAUAUGAUUAGUCUGGUGUGAAACUAUAGCAAUUUAACAUGUCUCUAUGGGCUUUCCAAGGACAGCUUGGGCGAGGAGCUUAGACCAUGUCUUUUACAGAGGCAUUACAGCACCAUUAUACUCAUUUUUGUGUUUGGUCUUUGUUAAGUUUAUGAGUUUUCACAAUGUUAUCCAGUUGAUUUUUUGAUUUAGAGUGUGAGCGCUUUUGCUGUGUAGGUAUGUUUUGAUUACUCCACCGAUGCUUUCAGCAGUGUGAGAGUUUACAACACAGGGAACUGCCUUCUUUUCAUUUAGUAGAUUAUUUGGAUGUUAGCUCAUUAGGCACAGCCAGAGCCAGUAACAUUUUCUUGUGUUUUGAAUUGCAAUAAACGUUUAAAAUUCAUUACUAUUGUUAACAUGCAGUCUUUUGACUUUAAAUUUAGGUACAGUUUCUGUCUGUUGGUUUACGUGGUUACACUGAUGACACGUAUCUUGUGUGCACAUGAAAAAGUAUGGCUUCACUGGGCAGCUUCAGUUCUUCAUGACACUCCUACAAUACAGAGUAUUUCAAAUCCACUUUAAUGACGUAUCCUUUUACACCAGGCUUGUAAAAUACCUUAAUAGUGUUUCUUUUUUAGAAAUACCUUUAGAAACAAGGGUGCACUACUCUUAGUAAAAAUGUGACUGUAAAGCUAGUGUGCUUUGUGUUAACAGUGAAUUUAAUUCUGGUUUGGUUUUCCUUUUGUAAUAACCCUUCUCGUUUCUGUGGAAAUUGUUCUAUUGUUAACUAAUACAGCUGAGAGCAUGGGCUUUCUGUUAUAAGCUACUGUUAUUGUUCAUCUGGGGUGUUCUUUAAGGGAUUCAUUUGGACUUCCUCUGUGGUUCCUGCGUUUAACCAAAAAACGAGACCCCCCCUUUAUGUUGAAUUUUAAAUUUUAUAGUCCAGACUACUGUGCCACAAGGCCAAAUAAAUAGAAACAUUCUAACAAA
Messenger RNA from Sphaerodactylus townsendi, 3922 nucleotides. It is a transcript of the gene SLC35A5, whose product is annotated as solute carrier family 35 member A5. Gene Ontology annotation, molecular function: pyrimidine nucleotide-sugar transmembrane transporter activity. The coding region runs from base 410 to 1702 and encodes 430 amino acids. Lineage: Eukaryota; Metazoa; Chordata; Lepidosauria; Squamata; Sphaerodactylidae. The record is from RefSeq and is a predicted model, not a curated record. Gene Ontology annotation, cellular component: Golgi membrane. Gene Ontology annotation, biological process: pyrimidine nucleotide-sugar transmembrane transport. The transcript is spliced from 7 exons.